AUGGACAAGGAUAAGAUCGCCAAGCUCCAAGCUCAAGUUCGAAUCGGAGGUAAAGGUACUCCCCGACGAAAACAAGUCAAGAAGUCAGUUACUGCUUCUCAAGGAGAUGACCGAAAGCUUCAAGCUGCUCUUAAGAAAUUAGGCGUUCAACCUAUUACCGGUGUAGAGGAAGUCAACAUGUUCAAGGAAGAUGGUAAUGUCUUACAUUUCGGUGCUCCAAGAGUCCACGCCGCUCUCCCUUCCAACACACUCGCAGUAUACGGACCUGGCCAAACCAAAGAGCUCACCGAACUCGUUCCUGGAAUCCUCAACCAACUUGGUCCCGACUCACUUGCCAACCUCCGAAGAUUAGCUGAAUCUUAUCAAUCUAUGACCGCUCGUCAAGCUGCUGCCGCCGCAUCUGCAGGUGGUGCAGGAGCUGAUAAAGAAGGUGAAGUAGGUGGAGAAGGUGACGAUGAAAUCCCCGAUUUGGUGGAAAACUUUGAUGAAGCUGAUGGUGAAAAGAAAACCGAUCUUGAAGAAUUAGAGUAG
Molecule: messenger RNA, 531 nt
Organism: Kwoniella shivajii
Lineage: Eukaryota; Fungi; Basidiomycota; Tremellomycetes; Tremellales; Cryptococcaceae
Product: nascent polypeptide-associated complex subunit beta
Exons: 3
Coding region: 1-531 (176 amino acids)
Cellular component (GO): nascent polypeptide-associated complex; cytosol
Source: RefSeq, a predicted model, not a curated record